CUUCGAAGAUAAUCCCAAAGACUGGCCAGUCGAUGCGUCCUCACACGCAGGACCUUGCUCUCUACAAGAAACCGCAGACCACCAUCAAUAAUCACACAGUAUGCCGGUCAAUGAGCGAACGUUGCUCCCGUUCUCCGGUUGCUCGGCGCUGAAUCACAGCGUUCCGCGCGCCUCAUCUCCAAACAACUCGGCCUUCAAUCCUUUCUCGUUUAGCAUGUUAGAUCCGGCUCUGCAAGCAGCUAUCUCCGAGAUAUCACCAUUUUCCGCCACAAAUCCAAACGUUUCCGGUUUCGUAGCGUCCGAGAAAUUUAUGCUCGAGCUCUCGGAAGUACCAAUAUUUACCCAUACCGAGCUCAUGUGGAUUGAAGCACCAAAUGAAAUGGCCACUAUGUCCACCGAUGAUGUUGAGCACUGUCCAGAGCUUCUCACCUGUCUGGAUUCGGACUCGUCCUCUCCGCAGCAGCUCCUCGACGUCUGUUUCUCCGAGACCGCGGAUUCAUCAUCCUCAUCCUCAACAAUAUCUUCCUACCUCUUUGAACAGCAGCAACAGCCAACGAUCCUCGACGCAGAGGACUACAACGACGACGAAAUACCUUUCCCGGAAGCUGAGACCGAGACAGACCUCGAAGUCCCCGAAGAUCUCCACCAAAUGGGCCGCCGCGCCAGCGGUGAUGGCGUCGACGGCGACGGCUGGAUUUGCCGCUGGGAGUCCUGCAAGCAGAAGAGUGUCUUUCACGCGCCUGUGAUCUCCGGAAGCAUUUCGCCACGCACCAAAAGACGCAUGCAUGCGCGCAAGCCGACUGUGCCAUGGUCUUUGCUUCGGCCAAGGAUCUCCGACGGCAUAGCGCAUCGCAUAUGCCGCAGAUAGCCUGCGCCGCGGCGGGAUGCCCUCGUGUGAUUUCGAGAGCGGAUAAUAUGAAUGAUCAUUACAGACGAGUUCAUCGAUAUAAUAGGGUGCGGUGCACCGGCAUUGCAUUCCGAAAACCAAGGUGAAAAACAAACACCGCGGCGUUGUGGUUUUGCUUUCCGGCAAAAGUGGGCUCCUUUGAAGACUACUCUCUAUCAAGCGAAGAAGAACAGUGCGUCGUUGUCCAUGGGAUGGCUUUUUGAUUUCGCAUUGUUUCC
Messenger RNA from Dissoconium aciculare CBS 342.82, 1125 nucleotides. RefSeq lists its product as uncharacterized. Bases 101 to 868 code for a protein of 255 amino acids. The record is from RefSeq and is a predicted model, not a curated record. The transcript is spliced from 2 exons. NCBI's taxonomy places the organism in Eukaryota, Fungi, Ascomycota, Dothideomycetes, Mycosphaerellales, Dissoconiaceae.